Molecule: messenger RNA, 2063 nt
Organism: Caenorhabditis angaria
Lineage: Eukaryota; Metazoa; Nematoda; Chromadorea; Rhabditida; Rhabditidae
Source: the annotation of a GenBank genome assembly
AUGGCGUUGGCUGGAAAAAUUGCGAUUGUUACAGGAGCUUCGCGAGGAAUCGGUGAGUUAGCCUAAAUAAUAAUGUUUGCCACGUGGAAUAUAUCUGUAAUUAUUUCAGGUCGAGGAAUCGCUUUGCAAUUAGGAGAAGCUGGAGCCACAGUCUAUAUAACAGGUCGUGCACCAGCGCAAAGCCUGAAUAGUCAAGUUGGCCUGAAUGGUCUCGAAGCGACGGCGCAAGAAAUAACAUCGCGUGGCGGGAAAGGAAUCGCGAAAUUUGUGGAUCAUGGAAAUAUGGAAGAAGUGGAGAAUUUUUUCAAAAUUGUUGAGCAAGAACAGGCGGGAAAAUUGGACAUUUUGGUGAAUAAUGCGUAUCAAGGAGUUCAGGCAAUUUCCGAUGGAAUGGGAAAACCAUUCUACGAAUUGGACCCCUAUAUCUGGGAUACAAUCAAUAAUGUCGGCUUGAGAAAUCACUAUUUCUGUUCGGUUUACGCUUCGCGAAUCAUGGUUGCUCGGAAUGAGCCCGGUUUGAUUGUCAACGUUUCGUCGGGCGGUGGUUUGCGCUAUUUGUUCAAUGUGGCUUAUGGAGUUGGAAAACAGGCUUUGGAUCGAUUAUCGGCGGAUAUGGCUAUGGAAUUGAGAGUGAGUAGUGAGAUGAAUUGAAAAUAAGAAAAAAUGCGGCCUGAAUAUGUGAAAAAAUGCGAAAACGGGUCCUUUUUCACCCAAUUUUCAUAUAUUGUGAAAUUAAAAAUAGAUGGCAGAAAAUAAAUAAAGAAACGUGAAAAUUUUCAGCAAACCCAUGUCGUUGGGGGCGUUGCGGUCACGCGAUGUGUGUUUCAUUUUUGAAAAUUUGCUCAGAAAAUGGAAAAAAUUUAUAAAAUUCUGAAAAUGAAACACGUAGCGCGUGACCGCAACGCCCCCAACGACAUGGGUUCUCUGAAAAUGUUCACGUUUCUUUAUUUAUUUUCUGCCAUCUAUUUUUAAUUUGACAAUACCAUUGGUGUUCUGGGCUAAAACUUAGAAAGGAAGUGCAUAGGUGUUGAACUUUUGAUGAAACAUAUCGAAAUAUACCAAAUCGCCCAUGCUGAUCACGAAUCCGAAGUCAAAAAUUGCCACAAAUGCCUGUGAGCACUUUUCUGGAGCUCCAAAGUUGAAUAGAAUUGAAUUUUGGGUUUUGCCCAUUUUCACCUUGUUGCUGGGUGGAAAAUCAAUUUUUAUAAGGUUGUUCACCACAUUCGAAAACCUAACAGUUUUCUCAAAAAAUAUGAAAAAACCAGCUAAAAACUGCUAUUUUUAAGAAAGUAUUGACAUAAACACACCCUUUUCAAAGUUUUUUUAAAAAUAGCAGUUUUCAACUGAUUUUUCAUAUUUUUGAAAACGCUGAUAGGUUUUCGAAUAUGGUGAAUAACCUUAUAAAAAUUGAUUUUCCACCCAGGAACAUGGUGAAAAUGGGCGAAACCCAAAAUUCAAUUCUAUUUAACUUUGGACCUUCAGAAAAGUGCUCACAGGCAUUUGUGGCAAUUUUUGACUUCGGAUUCGUGAUCAGCAUGGUCGAUUUGGUAUAUUUCGAUAUGUUUCAUCAAAAGCUCAAAACCUGAUCCUAUGCACUUCCCUUGUUAGCCGAAAAUCCACAAUCUUUCAUUUAUUUUUUCUCAGAAAAAGAACAUUUGCUGUGUUUCGAUUUGGCCAGGAGCAGUUCGCACCGAAUUGGUCACCGCCAUGUUUUCGGAUUUGCAAAAGAAAUCGCCAAAUGCUCAUUUGUUUGCGGCUGGUGAAACUGUUGAAUAUCCAGGUAGGACUAGAGCCCAAAUCCCAAAACCCUUUCCGUUUCAGGCAAAGCAGUCGUCGCGCUCGCUUCAGACUCCCGUCGAAUGUCUCAAACUGGAAAAAUUCUGAUCACCGAAGAUUUGGGAAAUCAUUAUGGUUUUGUCGAUAUCGACGGCUUAACUCCACCGAAUUUGCGAUCUGUCAGCUUCAUUUUGGAUCAUUUGGGAUGGGCAACAACGGCGAAAUGGAUUCCGAGAUGGGUUAAAUUGCCUGGAUGGGCGAUUUGGGCUGGAACAAGUCGAUUGUAA